AUAGAGCAAUACACGACACUGCACGCAGCACUGUUCAGUUCAUGUUCACCCACUCUCACCUUCUUUCUUCUCGUUUCCUUUCACUUCACUCAAUCCAAUUCAAUAUAUAAACCUCAUCAAUCAAUCAACCCCUUCCUCAAUCUUCCACCACCCUGAUUCUUCGUACAAUGUCAGAGAACACGAAGAACGAAACUACCAAACCACCGUUUGACGCCGUAGCGGCGACGCUCCUCACGACGGAGCUCAGAGAAACCUUCGCCUCCGGCAAAACGCGGAGCUACGAGUGGCGAGCCUCGCAGCUCCACGCGCUCUCGCGGCUCGUCGCUGAUCACGAGAAGCAGAUCGUCGACGCUCUCCGAAAUGAUCUCGAUAAGCCGCCGCUCGAAACCGUCGCGUACGAGGUUGCCAUGUUAAAAAACUCAUGUAAUGUUGCACUCAAGGAAUUGAAAAAUUGGAUGACUCCUGAAAAGGUCAAAACUUCGAUCACAACUUUUCCUUCUUCAGCUGAAAUAGUAUCUGAACCACUUGGGGUUGUGUUGGUUAUCUCUGCCUGGAACUAUCCCUUUCUCUUGUCACUUGAUCCAGUCAUUGGAGCUAUUGCAGCCGGUAACGCUGUGGUUCUAAAACCAUCAGAAAUUUCUCCAGCCACAUCGUCACUGCUGGCGAAACUGCUUGGGGAAUACAUGGAUAACUCAUCUAUAAGAGUUGUUGAGGGUGCAGUUGAUGAAACAUCUGCAUUACUGCAGCAGAAGUGGGACAAAAUUUUCUACACAGGGAAUGGAAGAGUGGGACGCAUUGUGAUGGCUGCUGCUGCAAAGCACCUUACACCAGUCGUGCUGGAGCUUGGAGGAAAAUCUCCGGUUGUUGUCGAUUCAAAUAUAAACUUAAAGGUAGCAGCUAGGCGGAUAAUUGCUGGAAAGUGGGGUGGUAACAAUGGACAAGCUUGCGUUUCUCCAGAUUAUAUCAUAACAACAAAAGACUAUGCCCCCAAGUUGGUGGAUGCCCUAAAGUCUGAGUUGGAGAAAUUUUACGGAAAGAACCCAUUAGAAUCGAAAGAUAUAUCCCGAAUAGUGAAUUCCAACCACUUUGCUCGCUUGAUAAAGCUCUUGGAUGAUGAUAAGGUUUCUGGUAAGAUUGUUUAUGGAGGUGAAAAGGACGAAAGCAAAUUGAGGAUUAGCCCCACUAUUCUGUUGGAUGUCCCGCGAGAUUCUUUGAUAAUGAGUGAGGAGAUAUUUGGUCCCUUACUUCCCAUCCUCGUGGUUGAUAAGCUGGAAGAAAGCUUUGAUGUGAUCAAUACAUGGCCAAAGCCUCUCGCUGCGUAUAUUUUUACAUCCAACAAAAAGCUCAAGGAGCAGUUUGUUAUGACUGUUUCUGCUGGCGGUUUGGUUGUCAAUGAUACUACUGUUCAUCUUGCAGUUCACACUUUGCCAUUUGGAGGAGUUGGUGAGAGUGGAUUAGGUGCAUAUCAUGGGAAAUUCUCAUUUGAUGCUUUCAGCCACAAGAAAUCAGUUCUUUAUCGUGGUUUUUUUGGUGACGCGGCAAUAAGAUACCCACCGUACACGAAUACAAAAAUGAGAUUACUGAAGGCUCUCAUUGGUGGUGGCAUAAUUGGGGUCAUCCGUGCCCUGUUUGGAUCGUCUUAGAAUUCGUCUUGGAAUCUCGCAAAUAUUGAUACAUCUGAUAUCAUGGUUUCAUUGUAUUUUAACGUCCAAUUCAGUUUUUUACUCAUCUCAUUAAACCACAACUAUACAUGAUAGUAAAUCAUGUAUUGAUGCCCUGUGGUUGUUCUGCCAUAUGAGAGGCAAUGCUAGAACUGACAUUACAUGUACUCAUAAGUUUAUUUCUAGCAUGUUAUUUAAGGAAGUAAACUCAUCAUAAAUGGAAAUCCUGGUUUUGAUUA
This is a messenger RNA of Lotus japonicus, 1900 nucleotides long. RefSeq names its product aldehyde dehydrogenase family 3 member H1-like. Bases 168 to 1643 code for a protein of 491 amino acids. Gene Ontology annotation, cellular component: cytoplasm. Gene Ontology annotation, biological process: aldehyde metabolic process. The transcript is spliced from 10 exons. NCBI's taxonomy places the organism in Eukaryota, Viridiplantae, Streptophyta, Magnoliopsida, Fabales, Fabaceae. Gene Ontology annotation, molecular function: aldehyde dehydrogenase (NAD+) activity. The record is from RefSeq and is a predicted model, not a curated record.